This is a messenger RNA of Acipenser ruthenus (sterlet), 3364 nucleotides long. Its product is annotated as GA-binding protein alpha chain-like. The transcript is spliced from 10 exons. Gene Ontology annotation, biological process: cell differentiation; regulation of transcription by RNA polymerase II. Gene Ontology annotation, molecular function: DNA-binding transcription factor activity, RNA polymerase II-specific; sequence-specific DNA binding. Lineage: Eukaryota; Metazoa; Chordata; Actinopteri; Acipenseriformes; Acipenseridae. Gene Ontology annotation, cellular component: nucleus. Bases 693 to 2069 code for a protein of 458 amino acids. The record is from RefSeq and is a predicted model, not a curated record.
UAUUUAAAACUUGAUGCGUGUAUUUUGAUAUGUCUUUAUAUAUAUAAUCAACAGUAUUGCGAGGGUUUGUUUGAGCCGCUGGCGUGCAGAGGGCGCGGUAUAUUUACAUCAUUUUAAAACUACGUUGUUGCGACAUGGGGGCGGAAAAGUGAUAUAUUUUUAAUUUUAUAAAUCUUUUCGAAAACACCAACCAUUUUCAGAAUAAGCUUUUCAACAUUUCAGUUAUACCCUGUAACGUUUUUAAAACGUUUUCUGUUGGUUUCUUAGAGUGAAUAACAGUGGGCCUAGUACAGUCGUAGUUGUCCUACCCAAAAGGCAGUAUGGCCUUCUAGUCGGACUGCAUUGGCACAAAAAGCCACUAUUUUAUAUACUGUUUAAUUUUUCACCGUAUUAAUGGUAUACAUAUUUGAAAUAAUAAUGUCAUCAGCAAAAAAAAAGCGAGAUUACGAGCGAAACCAUGUGUGACAGACGUUACAAAUACAUAACCUAGUUUUCCGAACUGAAAUUGGAAACUGUUGGAAGCUGUUGCUAACAACGCCAAAAUUGUAACCUAAUGAGAAGAUCUUGAUUAAUUAGCACUGUGACCGACGUUACUCAGAAAACCAGAGGGUCAGUAUUUCAAAAGGUUCGAGGUUUGCACUAGUGUAAAUGUAUUGGAAUGUAGUGGAAAUCUCAUUGUUUUUCAGGCAACCAUGUCGAAGGGAGAGACGGAGGAGCUGAUCGAGAUUGAGAUAGAUGGACAGGAGAAGCAGGAGUGCAUGGAAGAGGGGAUUGUGGAGCAGACAAUCACAACAGCUGAAUUUGUCACCCAGGCCAUCGACAUUAAUGAACCAAUCGGGAACCUCAAAAAACUGCUGGAGCCCCGCCUCCAGUGCUCGCUGGAAGGCCAUGAGAUUUGUCUGCAAGAUAUUCAGCUGGACCCUGACCACAGCCUAUUUGACCAAGGAGUGAAGACUGAUGGGACUGUCCAGCUCAGUGUGCAGGUCAUCUCCAGACAAGGCGUGGAGCCCAAGCUGAAUAUCUUGGAGAUCGUGAAGCCGGUGGAGACGGUGGAGGUUGUGAUUGACCCGGACGCACACUCGGGGGUGGUGGAAGAGGAUCAGCUGGUAGAGGAGGGUCAGGUCAUCACCCUGGAUGGCAACAAACACAUAGUGGGGGGCAUCAUCGCUGAUGAGACCUCUGAGCAGGUCACACGCUGGGCCGCUGCCCUUGAGGGCUACCGCAAAGAACAGGUCCGGCUGGGCAUCCCCUACGACCCAGUGCAGUGGACAGCAGACCAGGUGAUCCACUGGGCGGUGUGGGUGAUGAAGGAGUUCAGCAUGGUGGACGUGGAUGUAGCCAGUAUCCACAUCCCCGGUAGAGAGCUCUGCGGAUUCACACAAGAGGACUUCUUGCAGCGUGUACCCCACGGAGAGAUCCUCUGGAGCCACCUGGAGCUGCUGCGGAAGUACGUGCUGGCUAGCCAGGAUCAAAGUGGACAAAUCGCCACUGUCACCAUCGAUCAGCCUGUUCAGAUCAUCCCAGCCACAGUCCAGCAGACCACCCCCACUGCCAUCAAAGUGCUGAAUAACACAGGCAAGCAGAGCAAGGUGCAGCGAGCCCCCAGGAUAUCUGGGGGAGAGGACCGCAGCUCUCCGGGCAACAGGACAGGUAAUAAUGGUCAGAUCCAGUUGUGGCAGUUCUUGCUGGAACUCCUCACUGACAAGGACGCUCGAGACUGCAUCUCCUGGGUGGGUGACGACGGAGAGUUCAAACUGAACCAGCCCGAGCUGGUGGCACACAAGUGGGGCCAGCGCAAGAACAAGCCCACCAUGAACUACGAGAAGCUCAGCCGCGCCCUCAGGUAUUACUACGAUGGAGAUAUGAUCUGCAAGGUUCAAGGAAAGCGCUUUGUUUACAAGUUUGUGUGUGACCUAAAGACGCUGAUCGGCUACAGCGCGGGGGAGCUCAACCACCUGGUGACGGAGUGUGAGCAGAAGAAGCUGGCGCGCAUGCAGCUUCACGGCCUGAGCCAGCCUGUCACCACCGUCACCCUCGCCACCAUGCAGGGGGACAAGGACAGCAGCUGAAGGGGCUGAGGGGACAGCCUGGGGGGAGGGGGAAGGGAAAAGGAAAGGGGAGGGGGAGCAUGGAGUGGCAGAGGAAAACUAACAAAAAGCAUUGUUCCUGGACUGCUGGACAUCUUUCUCUGAGACCAAUAUUAAAGCUGUUUGACUCUUAAACAACCCCAGUAACCAAAUAGGAAAUAUAGAAGGCAUACAAGGAAAGGCGCCUAGGCACACUGUUUUCCCUCUGAUGAACCAAACAUUUAAAGAUGUAUUUUUAAAUGAAGACCUUUUUUGACCCUUAAAACAAUUUGGUUAUAUUUUACACAGUAGACUUAAUCUACAGUUUGAUUUAGACACACUAUUGUGUAGGGGGCCACAUGGUGCAGGGAGUAAUACUAUGAGCCAGCUGAUCCGGUCUAGUGAAAGUGGUCUUUUGUGAAGCUUCUGUACUAACAAUGUGACUGCACCCUGGAGACGGAGACUUGGUUGUAUGCAGCUGGCCUACUACACUGUACUGAGACAUCACGGGUACAGAAAAAAUAUGUGCUCAUGCACAAAGUCAAAAGCAAGUAUUUUAGUCUCCAAAUAAUCAGAAUUCCAAGCUUGUUUUAAUAUUUUAAAGGGGAUCAGGUAUUAAGUCUGGUAUAAAAAUCAUUGAUUCAAUGCAUCCUUAUUACUGUUAAAAAAUUUCAACAACCAAAGAUAAUUGUAGUAGGGAGACCUGACCGUCAUACAAAAGUGGAGUUUUUUCAAGUGGUCAGUGUUAUGCUGAAUGUAAGACUAUGUUAACACACCUUUUUUUUUUUUUUUUAGCAGAACUUGCUAGAAAUGUGUGUCAAUAAUAUAUAUACUUUUUCUGUUUUUGAAAGGUUAUUUUAUUUUGUGGGUUCAGAAAAAUGGUCAGCAGAUCAGGAAAAAUGUUUGUGAGUGUCCCUAUUGGUGUGUCAGAGUGAGAGGUGAGAGUUUUGUUUGUCUGUGUAUGAAUGUGUGUGUGUGUAGGGUUUAGCAUAAUCCUGCCAUCAUGUCCCGAUGGCAGGGCGCUAUAUAGUUUGCACACACAUGUGGUCUCAUCAGGGUGUGCAACCAGUUUAGGAGUCACUCCAGUUGACUGAUCUUGUUUGCUUUUGCAUAUGUACAACCUUAGCAUUUACAUUGUAUAUAAUUACGUUUUGAUAGCCAUAUUCCCAUUGUAUUCUGUUCUGUUUUAUACAGUAAAGCUUGAUGAAUUUCUGCUUUUGUUUAAUUUGAUUUCCUUGUGUUGAAAUCGGACAUGUAAUCGAGUAAAAACAUUUUUAAUAAAAUGGGGUUUCUGUGUU